AUGUUACUUUUUAAUGUGAUAUAUUUCACAUGUGCUGUAAUCAUAUUUUCCUUCCAAUAUAUUAAUAAUGAUAACUGGCAUACCAAUAUACAUAAUGUAGACAAAACAAGAUACUCAUUAAAUAUAUAUUUUAAAAGAUUAUUGUUAGAAAAUAAUGAAACUGCUCAAUUAGAAGAAAAUUCUGAUGAAUAUUUAUCAACACAAUUGGAUGAUAAUCAAAGUACAAUAAGUGUUGAGGAAUGUGAAAAAUCUUUAAAAGAAUUUUUUGAUGAUUGUAAGAGAGAAAAUUAUCCAGGGAAGGUUUUUCAUUUAUGCGAUUAUGUAGACGAUAUAGAAGAAAUAAAAAGAGGGGGCUCUAAAACAAAUAUUUUAUUAGAAGAAUAUGGGGAUGCAGUAAUAUAUGAUAAAGAGGAACUACUAAUUAUUUCUGAACUUUUGAAUACUUACCUUGAAGAUGAGAGACAUUUAUGUAUGAUAAAAAAAAUAUUGGACUAUACAAAAAUAUAUAGAAACCCUUUAUUAUACGCAAGGUAUAAAAUUAAAAAAUUCUUUAAAAGAUAUAUCAAAAGAACUAAAUAA
Molecule: messenger RNA, 579 nt
Organism: Plasmodium adleri (nom. inval.)
Lineage: Eukaryota; Apicomplexa; Aconoidasida; Haemosporida; Plasmodiidae
Product: Plasmodium exported protein, unknown function
Exons: 2
Coding region: 1-579 (192 amino acids)
Source: RefSeq, a predicted model, not a curated record